This is a messenger RNA of Cuscuta europaea, 567 nucleotides long. The record is from the annotation of a GenBank genome assembly. Lineage: Eukaryota; Viridiplantae; Streptophyta; Magnoliopsida; Solanales; Convolvulaceae.
AGAUGAGCAAUGAACAAUCCACAUCCCGUGCUCGCCCGAACUAUGCGCCCUUAACCCAAACCGAGCGCAACAAUGAAGAUUCUGAAUGGGUGACACCUCACAUGGUUGCUAACGAUCAAGAUGUGCUCAACCAAAUCAAAAUCAUAAUUGGUGGACACUUUCUUGGCAACUGGGCGACGUACACGGAUGUUGAUCCCAAGGCUCGUGAACUUUGGUGGAACUUGUUCAAGGCGGGGCCUCAAAGGAAGAGGGUCCCUAUCCUCAGUGUAAUCAAACAUUGUUGGACGAAGAGCGGUGUUGAGUCGCCAGCCAAUCUACCACCCCGCCUUGCUGAAAUCGAAACAAAGUAUAACGCAAAUGUUGAAAAGAAGCGGGCGGAACUUGGCUUGACUCAAGAAGAUGACAUCGGUUCUGAUGUGGAAGAUGAUGCCAUCCUUGAGGCAACAGGGGUGUACAAGGGUCGGCUUCCAUGCCUCGGGGCUGAGGGGCAACGUAUUUUGUACGAUCGCAGCGGCAGCGGAGCUUCAUCAUCUUCUCAAUCUAGACGAGGAGAGGAUCCACGCAUUG